Parnassius apollo (apollo) is the source of this 1101-nucleotide messenger RNA. The record is from the annotation of a GenBank genome assembly. NCBI's taxonomy places the organism in Eukaryota, Metazoa, Arthropoda, Insecta, Lepidoptera, Papilionidae.
AUGUCACAAUCACGAAAAAUGUUGGACAUGCUUGCAGUCGAUGGAGAAAAGCCUGAGCUUAGUUCAUCAAUUUCAAAUAUUUCUGCUGUUUAUACAAAGAAAAGUGUAAAAACUGCUAUGAAUGUUGAUGACAACGGCAUGACACAACAAACAUCACCUUUGCCUUCCGGUGCAGAAGAAAUCAGUCAGAAACUAGCUGAUGUAUGGGAAGAAGUUCUGCAUGAAGAUGGUGGGACAAAUGAAAUCACCUGCGACAGCUCAAUACUGAAUGUCAUGUCUGAUCUGUCUGCUAUUGAUGUUUACAGCAAUCAACCUAGUAGGUUUUCCUUGGAAGUGUCUUCUAGUUUCGAAAAUUCACCAUUAAUACAGCUUGAUGAGCUGUUAGAAGUUUCUGACCACAGAUCUACCCCGGUUAAUUUAGAACUGUCAGUGCUUACUCCUAUGCCGUCUCCUACUAAUGUGCAUUCGAUCUGCGAUAGCACAUUUUGCCCUAAUCAUGUAGACAGUUCCUCUAUAAUUUCUUCGUUGUCAUUUAGCAACACGAAUUCACCUGCUACUUCGCACUCAAACGAUCGAACCGUGACUCCUAAAACGACUAGAAAACGACUGAGGUGCCCAAAAGAAUGGACAGAUUUUAAACGCAAAUGUCUUAAGAACUUAGGUAGGAAAUAUGGAACGAAAAAGGGUAAAACCGUAGGCGAUAAAACGAUGGGGCCAUCAUGCAAAUGCCGUUACAAAUGCCCUGAUAAAAUAUCUCAUCAAAUGCGGUUGGACUGCUUCAGAAAAUUUUGGCAACUGGGAGAUCGAGCUAUGCAGUGGAAUUUCAUUAUCAAAUAUUCGGAUAAAAUGAAGAAGAAAAGAUGUAUGAAUCAAGAUAUUCCUAAUAAUACGAAACAUACUUUUAAGUAUUAUCUGCCGCUGAUUACAGGUUCUAGCGAAUCUCACUGUAAGAAAGCUGAAGUAUGCCAAACUAUGCUUAUUAAUACUCUCGCCGUUUCAACUCGUAUCUUAAAGACUGCGUGGAAGAAGUACGAUGGAAGUGCUAUUUUAGAGGAGGACAGACGGGGUCGCCACGACAAUAAGUUAAAAAUGACGCAAUGA